CUGAGCUUUGCCUCACAGCAAUGGCAGGAUUCCAGCUGCACUUCUUCUGGCACGCUUCCUGCCGCUGAAAUGUUCUUGGGGACAAUCUCUGCUAAUGAGGGGGACACUGUCAGUGGCAGAUGUUUAAUCCCUGCAGAAGCCCCUGUCUCCAUUGUUUUCUUUUGUAAGGAUGGGAUGGAAAUUUCAAGGCUGCAAGCCAGGAGAGGAAAAUUCUCUUAUGAUUUAGCUUACAGCGUGGCUGGCAGCUCAGGCAAUAUUUCCUGUGGAUACAUGUCCAGAAAUGACAAUAUCCAGGUGUUAAAAUCUCUGCUAAGCGUCGCUCGGUAUCUGAAGGUCACAGGUGCCAGUUCCAGGAGCAGCACGACUGAGAAUCUGCUUUAUCAAGGACUGGAAAAUGAUACAAUAUUGGCAAUUACAAUUCCUGUUUUGGUGGGUGUGAUUUUGGCUCUUGUUCUGCCCCUGGUGUAUUACCUUAAGAAGAAGAAAGUUGUAACUACAAGAAAAAAGGAAAGGUUGCAAAGCCUCCGUGAGAGGAACGAUAAUCCCACUGAAGAUCAGUACACGGAUAACAAUGGGGUUGCAUAUUCCCAUGGCAUGGGCAAAGAAGCCCCGGAGCCAAUCUAUCAAAAUUUUGAUCUAGAGGAUGUGCCUCGUUCUACACGUCACUCCAAACAGAAGUAUGAAUCUGCCUUUCCGCUAUAUGUUAAUGACUUGUACAGGCCAUGAGAGGUGCAGGAUAUUGGAAGAUAAGUGUCUCAGUUUAGUUUUUUCAAAGAUUGAUUUCAAUUUGUCAGAGCCAGCAGAAGAGGAAAGAAGAGGACACUCAGGCAGUGAAGGAAUGUUUCAGAAAUUUGGAAAUAUGCAGAAUUUUUGGUUUUCAAAGAGAGAAAUAAAGAGCAACAUGAGUUUAACCUACCUGAUUUCUUAACUGGGGAUGAGGAUGUGUGUCAAUUUCAGACUAGUUUCUCCUGUGCAAAAGGAGAAUGUGAGUUUGAUGUAAAUAGAUGGUGCUGUAUUAUAAAUCUUAAUUGUAUUUCUCUUACAUGUAUGCUGAACUGUAAUGUAUGAGAGGGCUCGCUUUAUUAUUGGAUCAUAUGAGUCAGAAUUUUCUUUUUGUUAUCUUUGUCUCUAUACAACUAUUAAUUUCAAUUUCCUUUCUUUCAAUAUAUGCAAAAUAAAAUAAAAUUUAAAAAAGAAAAACAAGUAUUGUGCAGUAAUGUGUACAGAACUGAGCAAAUAAUUGAUUUUUUUCAUCUCAGGAACCAGACUAAAAUGUUAUUUUGAACCAGAGCUGAUUUUGUUUUGUUUUUUUCACCAAAGCAAAAAAAAAAAGUUGUUGUUGGGUUUGUUUGUUUGUUUGUUUUCCAUUUUGGAUAGAAAACAUCCAGAACUAUACGGAAUGAAAAAUCUGAAACUAAACUAAUUGGGGUGAGGGUUAUUUUUGUUUUUUUGUUUUUUGUUUUAAUUCUGAGGUGUUUUUUUACUGGAGAUUAAACUUUUUUUUUGGUUUUUUAUUUAAUUUAGUUUUCAAGUGAUUUUCCACCCCUUAAAAAAUAAAUAUACCUAAAGUUCAAAUUAAAAUGUCAUUUUGAAGUGAAAAGACACAAUGUUUCAUUUUGAAAUGGUUGAAACAAACUGCUUUGACUCUUAAAAAAAAUCCAUUUUUUCAGCCAAAAGUAUUUGCCACAUUCAAUCCAAAUUCAUGAAUAGUUUCAGUGCCCCCAAUGCAUUUUUUCAGCUUAUGUACUAUUCCCCCAAAAAACUUUCACCCAGUUCCGAACACAUGAGCAUAUUCAUAGUUCCUCUGCUAUGUAAAAAACAUAUAUCUCUAUUGAUUUCAUUGGCGCUUCACCACUUUUGUCCUUUUGAGUAUUUUCCCCUUCAGCAGUUUCUUCCAUUUGAGCAUUUGGCCCAUAGAAGAUAAAACACUUGGUUAAUUCUUGGAUUGCACUCCCUUCUGCUGUGACAAAACAUGCACCCUGCUGCUGGGGGGUUAUACUGCUCAACAUUGGGAAGACACCCACUCUUUUCAGGUACCACAGAGGCAACGUCAGACCUGGAGGGGUCAAAAGAGGCGUUUCUGGAGUAAGCUGAUAAAUCAGGGCCUUAUCUAAAGCUUACUAAAAUCAAUGGAAAGACUCAACUGCCUUCAAUGGGUUCAGGGUCAGGU
This is a messenger RNA of Chelonia mydas (Green sea turtle), 2170 nucleotides long. RefSeq lists its product as uncharacterized. The coding region runs from base 70 to 726 and encodes 218 amino acids. The transcript has 9 exons. The record is from RefSeq and is a predicted model, not a curated record. Lineage: Eukaryota; Metazoa; Chordata; Testudines; Cheloniidae.